UCAGUGCGGUAGAAAAAUCUUGAUACGACUUCACGCGAUUGCAUUUCAAUAUGGCGAACCGCGACAAAGGACGCAGAAAGUGGGGAGGAUUUUCACAAGAAUUAACAAAUUCUAAAUUGGAGAAAGAUAAAUUGACGGGAAUGCGUGGUGGAGGGAAUAGAGCAUCUCAGGCCUUAUACAGACCAGGGAGUGGCCCUUUACGCAAGUCAGGCAGAUCCAGCAAUGCUGCCGAUGAAUAUGACAAUGAAAAUGGCUCGCAAGAAAAAUCUAGAUCAACUUCUGUCCAGUAUCGUUUGAGACAGUCGCAACUCAAUAGAUCUAAUCAAGCACAGGAUAGUCCACCUCUGUCACAAAUCGAUAAUGUAACUGAAAAAUUAGGCAAUACGCAUAUUGACUAUAGAAAUAGCAAUAAUGAACCAGUACAAAGUACUGGACACAAUAUCAGUGCAGGAGCAGGAGGAAAUGAUUCAAAAAAGAAAAAUAGGAAACCUGAACAAUUGCUGUAUGUACCAAAAAAAGUGAAAGAAGCACUGGCUGAACAGGAUGGAAUUAAUAGAUCUCCCAGUCAUACUGCAUGGGAACGAGAGAGAGAAGAGAGUGAUGAUCGUGAUUCCCAUUCCAAUCGUAGUCACAGAAGUGAUCGUAAUCGCGCGAGCAAUCACAGUGUUCGAGACAAUGGUAAUGAAGGCAGGGGCAAAGAUGACAACAGCAAACGGUAUUCGGGCAACCGACGACAUCGUCAUGUCAAUGAAAACGAAGAACGUUGGCGAACCGAUUCGCCGAUAUCUGCUAGAAACUAUGCGAAUCGGAAGGAUAAUCUACGCGAAAUUAGACAGGGUUCUGAACCUCUGUCUAUGACAAAUCAGAAUGAUUUUAAUCGUACGAGAGAUACGCGUAGCGUGGAACCCAUUGGACAUUCAGAUAAAUUUCAAGGCAAACCACCCUCUGGCAGACGCAAUAAUGCGAAAGAUAGUUUGUCGAAAAAUAAGUUGGAGCUAAUGCCACCACGGUUCCAAAAGAAGUAUCUCAUUGAUAACGGAUAUGUAUUACCUAGCAACAAUCCGGGAACGUCCACAGAGGAUUCCUGGAAUGGUAGCAGUGUUACAUUUCAGCAGGCUUCAUCCAGUUAUAAUUAUCCAUCAACAAUGCAACAUUCGCAAACGAUGCAAAACUUGCCACCAUCUGGGCCACCAUUACCACCACAAUCUAAUUGGGCUAAUACUGUACCAGUGAGAAGCAGAGGAAGAGGUAGACUUAGACCAGAGGAAUUGGAAGGUACAGCAAGUAGCAUCUUCAGACCUGUCACUCCUGAACAAUAUUCGGCGCCGAGUUCCAGAUCCCAUACUCCUAGUCAGGAAUACAUGAAUCGGUCUUACGAUCGCCGUGGUAGUAACAGCACUAUGUAUACCAGUAUGGAGAGCUUAAGCCGCGCUGACAGUGCAAUGAUGCCACCACCAUCAUCUGCAUCGCCGGCAACUUCGCAAUCCAAUUCAAAUAGGGGUUAUAAAUCACCUGAAAAUCAUCGCAGAGGUGCAACAUCACCAAUCAACAAUCGCACUAACAACAUGCAAAGAACAACCAGUAACACGCAUGAGCAUAAUUCGAGCUUGGACAAACAGAGCAAUCAACAAAACACGAAUCUUAGCUCCAUGAAAAGCGAAUCAUUUAAUCCAUCAUCUAUUACUGCAUCUGAAACAUUUGACUGGAGCGAAGAAGUUGAAUUGAAUGAAAAGUUGGAACAGGAAUAUUUGAGUCGUAGUUCGUCUGUCUUAAGUAUACGCGAGAGCGUAAGUAUGCCACGAAGUCAGGCCGUAGGCGAGAGUUACAAGCGACGUAAAAAAAAAAAACGCGAUAAACAUCGUGAUACUGACCGUGGUAGUAGCAGAGAUAAAGGGCGAGGCAACAGCCGCGAACGUCAGAAGAAUCAACAGAACAGAGAGAAUGAUAAUUACAAUAUCAAUCAAAAGAAUAACAAUAAUAAUAAUAACAGUAAUAGGCGAUACGAUCACAGAAGGCGUAGUAUUAUUCAGCGUAGUCGAGAAUCGAGUAAAGACAGAAAUUAUGGUAACAGUUACAGAAGCUUUGAUGAUCUUCAUAGACGCAGAACUGAUAGAUAUUUGGAUGAGGAUUGGAGAACAGGCAGAAAGAUAUCGACUUGCGAAUCUGAUGAGGGCAGACAAACUCCUAAAGUUUCUUCUCAUACUAUUCCUCUUCCGAGUGUGAAUUCUAACUCGACAGCACAUCAUUCGUCUCCGACAGGACACAACAAUGCUCAACCGGGUGUCUUAAUUUUGCCUAACGAUGUUAAUCAGUCGUCUCCCAAUCAGACGACUGCAUCUUCUCAACAAGGUACUGGGCAACAGCAGCAGCAACAACAAAGAACUUUAUUCGAUCCGAAUAAUCCGCAUAAACCUAUUGUUAUUACUUCACCUGGAAAUAGAGCAGCUGUACAAAGGGAUAAUGACAUGCAAAUUUCGAGUGUUCCAGUAUUUCAAUCUAAUGUAGGUGUCACACCAUCUCAUUAUUCUUUUCAAAGCACUCAAUUGGAUGGUAUGCCAUCACCAUACAUGAAUGAUCAAAUCGGAAAUAUGAGACCUUCGUGGUACGAACCAUUUUCAGCCAGUUUUCAUUCAGCGAAAAAUCACUGCCUUCUCUUGGAUAUAGAACGUGCCGAUCUAGAAUUACAAUGGAUAAUAAGUUCAGGUGGCUUUACGUCGCGUUUGGAUAGAGUUGCGUACAUACGACAUUUUCUUCAACAGAGUUUGAAGAUUUUGCUCGAAACCGAUAUCAAAUUCUGUCAGGCAGAAAACGUUGAACAACAUUUUUGGAAAAUAUUGUUUUAUAAUUUGAUCGAGAUGCUUCGAAAAGCACCCAAAGAGAACGUGGAAGGACGAGAACGUUACAAACAGAUAAUGUUAAAUAUUAUUGAUGAGGGUACUACUUAUCUGGAAAGUUUACUAACUGCUCUCGAGACUACAUACGAGUUUAAAUUGGACACGUUUCUUGCAUCGUCGAGUUUACCCAAGGGUCUCGGACUCUUAGGACUAGCCUUAGUCAGCGCCCAAAAGAUAUUUUUAUUCUUGGGAGAUUUGGCGAGAUACAAAGAACAAGCAAACGAAACAAGCAAUUAUGGGAAAUCUAGACAAUGGUAUCUAAAAGCGCAGCAAAUCAAUCCUAAAAAUGGCAGACCUUACAAUCAGCUUGCCUUAUUAGCACAUUACGCAAGACGGAAAUUGGAUGCUGUGUAUUACUACAUGCGAUCUCUUAUGGCGUCGAAUCCUUUUCAUUCUGCCAGAGAGAGCUUGAUAGCGCUCUUUGACGAAAACAGGAAAAAGUAUCUACAUUAUUACGAGUCUAUUGAACGUAAGCGGAAGGAAGAGAGAGAAUCAAAGGAGCGGGCAAGGAUGAAGGAAAAAGAAGGCGCGAAUAUUAUUGGCGGUGGAUUGAGGAGAGAGACGUGGAUUCAUCCGGGUGAUGGUAGACGAGUGCGACGUACAACCAGCACGUCCACUGCCAACGAGACGAGAUUGUCCCAUACAAGCGAUUUGGAGGAGUUAUCGCAAUUAACAAGUGUCGAGGUGAACAAACGAUUCGUCACUUCAUACCUUCAUGUUCACGGAAAACUCAUCACCAAGAUAGGGAUGGAAACUUUUCAAGAAGCCGGUGUUCAAAUGUUGAAGGAAUUUAGAGCCUUAUUGCAGCACUCGCCAUUACCACUUUCUGGUACUCGUCUACUUCAGCUUUUGGCGCUUAAUAUGUUCGCUAUCGAGACCACGCAGCUGAAAGAUUCCCAGAUGGAGCAAGGUUAUAGAUCAGAGGUCCAAGAACGGGCGCUCGUAGUAUCACUACAAAUGUUCAGUCUGAUCUUGGAACGUGGUGUUUCCCUGCUAAAAGCUCAGUUAGACAGCGGACAGGAGCCGAGGCUUGUGGUCGGCGAGGAUCUACAAGUGCUUCUACCAGCUAUUAAGAUAUGGUGCGACUGGAUGCUGUGCCAUAGCACUGUUUGGAAUCCUCCGCCGUCUUGUACGGAUUACAGAGUCGGACCGCCGGGAGAUGCGUGGAGUAGGCUGGCGACGAUGGUGAAUCUUUUAGAAAAAUUAAAUUAUACUAGAACAACCUUGAUCCAGAGCAAGGAUACUGAGGAUCGUGAAGAGAAUAAAGAUCUGGAGCUCGUGAAAUUACCAGAAGAUAUCACGUUGGCAGGAUUUACGCCGCUCAUGUUGAAUCCGCAAGAUCCUUGCUACGUGGAGAAAACGGAAGAUAUGGAAGUGGCACAGGUGUGUCUGAGGAUAAGCAAGAUUCUCUUCUUCGGUCAAGUGUUCUUGUGCGGCUUGGAGACACCGGUGCUGAAACUGCAAAAGAGCGAGACCGGCGUCAGCGAAUACGUUUCCGUGGUCGAGGCCUCGAGCACAAGUUCACCGAGUUCGCCACCGACACAGAGCGACUCGGAGCUCAUGGUGGAGAGUUACAGUGAGGGAGAGGAGGAGUCGAUUUCCACAUUGAGAAGAUUACCCUCGUGCGGCAACGUGCCCGACGAUACGACGGCUCCCGUGGCGGCCGUCGAGAUAAGGUCGCUGAUCGAGAGGAAGGAAGAGCUAGAGAGGCGGCAACGGAAACAAGAUCGACAUCGACAACGAGUACAGGCCAUUCUGCAAAAAUCCUCGGUGUCGGUGGAGAUCGAGGUGAGACCGAGACAAUUAGUGCCAGACACAAACUGCUUCAUCGACUACUUACCGCAGCUGCAGAUCAUCGCGAGGGCCACUUCCGGCGCGCAACCGAUCUACACUCUCAUGGUGCCACUUGUCGUGCUAAACGAACUCGACGGUCUGACACGGGGCGCCGAUGCGAGAGAUUGUCCUCCAGCAUCGAGGGCGACUCUAAAUCCCGAGCAUGUGGCGCGAGUUGCCGAGAGUGCCAAGGCGGCACUGGCCUUCGCGAGGAGCCGAAAUCCGGCGAUCCGGUGCGUAACCACAAGAGGCACCGUUCUCCCAUCCAGCACCUUUACAGCGGAGGAGGAUGUCGACAAGGAUGAACUGACACGCAACGAUGACAGAAUAUUAACUACGUGCCUCAACCUCUGCAGGAGCAACAAGGAUCAAGCAAACACAGCAGAGGAAGGGCAACCGCGACGUUUGAGACGGGAGGUGGUCCUGCUCACGGAAGACCGGAACCUGAGGGUGAAGGCUCUGGCCAGGGACGUACCUGUGAGAGAAGUGCCCGAUUUUAUGCAAUGGGCUGUAUUAGGCUGAGACGGCAUGACGUGAUCGCGACCAAUUCCAAUCCUCACUUGACGAGAAAUCUUCCGUGUUCCUAUCGCGCGAGCUCGACCAAAUGCAACGAGAAGUGUAAAGAAAAGUAGGAGAAAAAGAAGAAGAGGAAGGACACUCGUCAUUAUCGACGAGCAAUUCAUUGCGAUAUUCGCGAAUCUGCUUCGAGUACGAUCGACUGUCAACUAUGCGUGCACGACGUUGUCAUCGCGUAAGUUCGUUCCCAAACAGGAUAUUCAGAUUCCCAAUGAUACUCUUUUUCUUAAAAUUUUUUUAUCCCAUCAUGAAGAGAAAACCACAAAGUGCGGCGCGAAUAAGAGCAAAAUCUAUGGAGGAGAAAAAAAAAGCGCGCGGUCGCGUAAAAUUGCAUUGAAUGAAAUACGGUAUUAUAUUGAUGGGAAAAAGAAAAGGCUUGUCGUUUCGCUUGCCGGAAACGCGCGAGCCAUUCGGAGGCUCCUCUCAAGCGUGACAUUUCCUAUUCUCUAAUUGUUCCAUGUAUCUCGAACGUGCAGACGUAAAAAUCCUAAAGAGAGCCUUUUCAUACGAGGAUGACUAGUGUAACGGGUGGUCCGAAAGAAUGCAUUGAAUAUACGGUCAUGGCGAGUACAGACAGUAACAACGAAAGAUAAUCGACACUGAAUGUGGACAUUUCUAAAAAAAAAAAAAGUCUCCAGAGAAAG
This is a messenger RNA of Camponotus floridanus (Florida carpenter ant), 5947 nucleotides long. It is a transcript of the gene Smg6, whose product is annotated as telomerase-binding protein EST1A. The record is from RefSeq and is a predicted model, not a curated record. Gene Ontology annotation, molecular function: telomeric repeat DNA binding; telomerase RNA binding; protein binding. The transcript is spliced from 28 exons. Bases 51 to 5249 code for a protein of 1732 amino acids. NCBI's taxonomy places the organism in Eukaryota, Metazoa, Arthropoda, Insecta, Hymenoptera, Formicidae. Gene Ontology annotation, biological process: nuclear-transcribed mRNA catabolic process, nonsense-mediated decay. Gene Ontology annotation, cellular component: telomerase holoenzyme complex.